GCGCUGCCAACAGGUGUUGCGGGGAUUAGCGCGCCGGGAGUUCCCUCCUGCCGCCGCCGUCUUCCCGCUUCUCUAGGGCGCGGGGCUCCCGGGGCCAGAUCUCUUGGAAAAAGAACAAACACCUUCAAGCCUCUGUAUGAGCAUUUGUUUCUGGAACAACAGAACCACUGCAAGAGCUGAAAAUGCCCAAACCGCUCAAUGUUCGAGUUACCACUAUGGAUGCGGAGCUGGAGUUUGCCAUCCAACCCAACACUACAGGCAAACAGCUAUUUGACCAGGUGGUUAAGACAAUAGGCUUGCGUGAAGUAUGGUACUUUGGUCUUCAGUAUAUGGACAACAAAGGAUUUCCGACUUGGCUGAAACUUGAUAAAAAGGUCUCUGCUCAGGAAGUCAAAAAGGAAAAUCCCCUCCAGUUCAAAUUCCGUGCCAAGUUCUUCCCUGAAGAUGUGUCUGAGGAGCUGAUCCAGGACAUCACCCAGAAGCUGUUCUUCCUGCAAGUGAAGGAAGGGAUCCUCAGCGAUGAGAUCUACUGCCCACCUGAAACAGCAGUUCUUCUUGGCUCGUAUGCUGUGCAAGCCAAAUUUGGAGACUACAAUAAAGAAUUACACAAGUCUGGGUACCUCAAUUCAGAACGCCUGAUCCCUCAACGAGUAAUGGACCAGCACAAACUAUCCAGAGAGCAGUGGGAAGAACGGAUUCAGGUCUGGCAUGCUGAACAUGGUGGAAUGCUCAAAGAGAAUGCAAUGCUGGAAUAUCUAAAGAUUGCCCAAGACUUGGAGAUGUAUGGAAUCAACUACUUUGAAAUCAAGAAUAAGAAAGGAACGGACUUGUGGCUGGGAGUAGAUGCACUGGGCCUGAAUAUUUAUGAGAAGGAUGAUAAAUUGACCCCAAAGAUUGGCUUUCCCUGGAGUGAAAUCAGAAACAUCUCUUUCAAUGACAAAAAGUUUGUUAUAAAACCUAUUGACAAGAAGGCACCUGACUUUGUGUUUUAUGCACCUCGUCUAAGAAUUAACAAGAGGAUCCUGCAGCUGUGCAUGGGUAACCAUGAGCUGUACAUGCGCCGCAGGAAGCCUGACACCAUUGAGGUCCAACAGAUGAAAGCCCAGGCCCGUGAGGAGAAACACCAGAAACAGUUGGAGAGGCAACAGUUAGAAAGUGAAAAGAAGAAGAGAGAGACCAUUGAAAAAGAGAAGGAACAGAUGUUGAGGGAGAAAGAGGAGCUGAUGUUGAGACUGCAAGAGUAUGAACUAAAGACCAAGAAGGCUGAGAAAGAGCUCUCAGAUCAGAUCCAAAAAGCUAUGCAGCUUGAGGAGGAGAGGAGGCGAGCAGAGAGGGAAGCUGAACGUCUGGAGGCCGAGCGCUUGGCUGCUCUCCAAGCCAAGGAAGAGCUGGAGAAGCAAACUGUUGACCAGAUGAAGAGCCAGGAACAGCUGGCUACAGAACUUGCAGAAUAUACAGCCAAGAUUGCUCUUCUGGAAGAGGCAAGGAAGCGUAAAGAGAAUGAGGUUGAAGAAUGGCAACACAGGGCCAAGGAAGCCCAAGAUGACCUAGUGAAGACAAAAGAAGAGCUACAUUUGGUAAUGACUGCCCCACCUCCACCGCCAGCCCCUGUCUAUGAGCCAGUGAAUUACCAUGUCCACGAUAACUUGCAUGAUGAAGGAACAGAAUAUUCAGGCUACAGUGCAGAGUUCUCAAGUGAAGGCAUCUUGGAUGAUCGCAAUGAAGAGGAACGCACUACUGAAGCAGAGAAGAAUCAGCGUGUGCAGCGGCAGUUGAUGACCCUGACAGAUGAGCUGGCCCAGGCCAGGGAUGAAAACAAGAGAACCCACAACGACAUGAUCCACACAGAGAACAUGCGACAGGGACGUGACAAGUACAAGACGCUGAGGCAGAUUCGACAGGGCAACACCAAGCAGAGAAUCGAUGAAUUUGAGGCCAUGUAAGCGCACUUUACAGCCAAGAAGGCAAGACUAUGGGAAAGGCAGAUCUUCACAUACGAUCUGCCUUUUCUGAGGGGUCACUGUAUAACAUCUAAAUAUAUAUAAAUAUCAAAUGCUCUAAACCUAGCUUAUCCUCCAGUUUUUACUAUUAAAAUGUGGUGACUGCCCAUUAAGUCCGUCAGCCAAGCAAUUCUGAUAACUUUUGCUCAUUCAUAUCCUAGUGCCAAAAGGCCUAUAAGUCACGUCCAUUUUUUUUCAAGCAGGGUUUAUUUUAAUACUACGUCUUUCUAUCCAUAAAGAUAUUAUGCUGUGAUAGGUGGUACAUCUGGAUUCAGCUUUUUAAAUAAAAACACAAUGCUGUGGGUGAAUUUUGUGCCAUAUAUCUUUACAUUCUUUACAUACAGCAUAUAACCCGACUAAUUCUACAUUAUGCUUUGUCAGCAAAGACUUGCAGGCCCU
Molecule: messenger RNA, 2399 nt
Organism: Terrapene triunguis (Three-toed box turtle)
Lineage: Eukaryota; Metazoa; Chordata; Testudines; Emydidae
Gene: EZR
Product: ezrin
Exons: 14
Coding region: 183-1943 (586 amino acids)
Biological process (GO): regulation of organelle assembly; positive regulation of early endosome to late endosome transport; positive regulation of protein localization to early endosome
Cellular component (GO): adherens junction; cytoskeleton; filopodium
Molecular function (GO): actin binding; cell adhesion molecule binding
Source: RefSeq, a predicted model, not a curated record